This is a messenger RNA of Arabis nemorensis, 327 nucleotides long. Lineage: Eukaryota; Viridiplantae; Streptophyta; Magnoliopsida; Brassicales; Brassicaceae. The record is from the annotation of a GenBank genome assembly.
AUGGACUACAAGGUGUUGACAAGGCGGUGCAAAGGUCCGGCCUUUCCAGCGAGAGAAUGUUGCGCAGCUUUUAAAGAAUUUGCAUGUCCUUACGUGAAUCAUAUCAACAACUUGAACAAUGACUGUGCAAAGAUAAUGUUCAGCUACAUGAACAUUUACGGAAACUAUCCUCUUGGUCUUUUUGCCAACGAGUGCAAAGAAACAAAAGAUGGACUUGUUUGCCCUCUUCCACCUCUUAGUUCACCAAACCUAACCGCUGAUUCGACCUCACAUUGUCUCAUCUCGCUGUUGGUCUCUACUGUUCUGGUUUUUCUAAUGUUGGCUUGA